UUUUAUUAUCGGACGUUGGAUCAUGGUAUACAAACAUUUACGAUAGUUUAUUUGAUGACGGACGGUAACACGUCACGGACUCCGAUAACCCCUUUACAUGAUCCGACUCCGACCCGAUAAGUUGGCUCUAGAGAGAUUACUCCAAAUCACAUAUAACACGUCUGUUGUUAGAUGAUUUCUGAUGAAUACGGGAUGGAUCUACCUAUCGGAUUCGGAUUGUGAUAGGCCUUCGGCCCCUGUACUCGCAUACCGACGCGUAGUUCUGUCGUGGGUGACCGCGUUAGUAAUGCCGACGGGAGACAUGUAAUGUUUGGUUCUGCAGAAGGCCUGACACAUGUCAGACGACCCUCCUCGCCUCGCAGACCCACGCGCCGUCCUCCCCGAAAAAGUCCAGAGAUGGUGUGCGGGAGAAGCAGAACGUGAAGCUUCAGCUUGCAGGAUCACAAGUAGAACGCUUCGCCGCUUGCGUCGCAGGGUGUUCCCGAUGGCGGGCGAACGGAGAUCACAGCCGCUGCAACGCGAAGAAGAAGGGGGAGAGUCGUCGCCUCGCAAACUAGCCCGCGUCUUGUCCGAUGAAGCUGGGAUCGUGACGAUGGCGGCGCCGUCGCCUUUGAUGCUGGGGUUGGGGCUCGGGCUCGGGAGAGGAGUAGGAGCAUCCAAACCGGUGUUCACCUUCAUGCAGCUGCAGGAGUUGGAGCACCAGGCGCUCAUCUACAAGUACAUGGCCGCUGGCCUCCCCGUCCCAGUUCACCUCGUCCUCCCCAUCUGGAAGAGCGUCGCUGCCUCCUCCUUCGGCCACUACAGCUACCCUUCCUGUUUGAUGGGCUACGGGAGCCUGUGCCUGGACUAUCGGAACAUCAUGGAGCCGGAGCCCGGGCGGUGCAGGAGGACCGACGGCAAAAAGUGGCGGUGCUCCAGAGACGUCGUCCCCAACCAGAAGUACUGCGAGCGCCACAUGCACCGGGGCCGCAACCGUCCAAGAAAGCCCGUGGAAGCGGGAGCUACCACCCCGAUCACCGCCACUUCUACACAGCUGUCCAUUACGGUUCCGGCUGUUGGGCGCCAGCUGACUACCGACGCCAACACCGGCAUUAGCGGUGGCAGCCGCGUGUCUCCGCCAGGGCAGGGCCUAUCGCACGCUCGCGUCCUUCGAAACGACGCUGCUGCUUGAUCUGCCUGUCGGAGAGGGAAAACACCGUAGGCACGAGGCAAGUCUGUAGCUGGUGCGCGGUGGUGGGGGGGGGG
Messenger RNA from Musa acuminata subsp. malaccensis (wild Malaysian banana), 1245 nucleotides. The record is from RefSeq and is a predicted model, not a curated record. NCBI's taxonomy places the organism in Eukaryota, Viridiplantae, Streptophyta, Magnoliopsida, Zingiberales, Musaceae.